ACUGGCGGCGCUUAUAGUGCUAACAAUACCAGCACUGGUUAUUUUUACGAUCGAUCUAUUUUCUUAAUGAUAAUUGUAAAAAAAAAUAGUAAUGACCUUUGGCGAAAUACCCGUAUACCCUUUGGCUUGUAAUUCAUUUUUUGAGGUGAUAUAUAUUUCCGUCAACGAAAAGAGAGGUGACUGAGCCCGAGACUGCAGCUGGAAUCAGAUUGGGAAAAUCUAUCUCGUUGACACUUCGCCUCGGAUUUGUGAUGGAUGUUGUAUUGCGUCAAGUAUUAUGAUGGUUUACGCGUGUCAGCCUUUAGAUGUGUCGUGGGAUUUGGGCAAAUGUUGAGAAAAGUUUAUUAGUUCUUCUUCUGCUCCUGCUGCUUCUGCUGCUGCUCAUAGAAUGGGGAUGAAUUGUGAGGGCUGAAAACUCUGACUUUCGUAUUUGUCGUGAUUUUGAUUAAUGCGCCUUAUGAACGGAUAAGUGACGAGGCAUAUUUCAUACGUCAUAUGUAUAAUGUAUGUAUGCGAUCCCCGAAUCCUUUAUUAAUGACGGCAUCUGUUAGUUUGCUAACAUUAUGGUUUGAUCGUGUAAUGACUGUGGAUCGUAACAAUGUUUUUCAAAUUGACUUUCUUGUCAUUCUUUUCAGUCACUUAUCCAUUGUGCGGAUGAAGUACAUCGCGGUCGGUCACCAUGAAGCUUAUCGUCCUAGUCUGCUCCACAAUGUUCUCUAUCCUCGUCUUCCUGGUCAUCGUGCCGUCGUUCGCCGAAGUCGACAUCACCUACAAACAUUGGGGCGACAUCAACCUAGGCGGGCUCUUCCCGGUGCACUUCUACGAGGAGAGCGUGCAGGAUUGCGGGGAGCUACGGGGUUUGGAUGCGCUCAAACGCGUUGAAGCCAUGGUCUACAUGGUGCGACAGAUCAACGACAAUAAAACGCUCCUUCCCAACAUCACUCUUGGAUACGAGAUCUACGAUACCUGCUCCUUCAACGCCAUAGCCCUCAAACAAUCGCUCAAGAUGAUUCCAGCUCAACGUCUGACGUCACAGUGCCUUAGCAAUACAACCGAUGGGCCUCUGCCGAUGAUUGCGGGGGUGGUUGGAGCACAGCGCAGCGCGUCCAGCCUGCAGGCCGCCAUUUUGUUUGGUUUGUACGCUAUUCCUCAAGUCAGCUAUCUCUCGACGAGUGAUGAACUCAGCAAUGAUGACCGAUACCCGUAUUUCCUCAGGACCGUACCGCCAGAUCGAUUCCAGGUAAAAGCGAUGGUUGAUAUUCUUCUCCUGUACAGAUGGAAGUAUGUGUCUUUUAUCAACUCAGACGACACGUAUGGAAAGAGUGCGCAGACCGAGUUCCGGUCACGUGCUGCCGAUAACGAUAUCUGCCUGGCGGUUGCUCGGACGAUACCGGCAUCGACUGAAACCUACGAUGAGCUAAUCAGCGACCUGCUGGACACGCAGAGUAACUCGGCCCAUUCCACCGUGGUCAUUCUCUUCGUCCAACUCGAGACUGCCCGAAACAUCUUCACCGCAGCGGCCAAGGCGGGGGCCUACCGUCGCUUCAUCUGGAUCGGCAGCGAUGGCUGGGGCAACUACGGGCUCGAACCCGUCCUCAACAACGAGGAAGUCGCACUGGGUGAGUUCACACUGAUCAUGUUUUAUCCUAGGGGUGUUUCAUAA
This is a messenger RNA of Strongylocentrotus purpuratus (purple sea urchin), 1663 nucleotides long. RefSeq names its product metabotropic glutamate receptor 7. NCBI's taxonomy places the organism in Eukaryota, Metazoa, Echinodermata, Echinoidea, Camarodonta, Strongylocentrotidae. Gene Ontology annotation, cellular component: membrane. The record is from RefSeq and is a predicted model, not a curated record. The transcript is spliced from 3 exons. The coding region runs from base 680 to 1663 and encodes 327 amino acids. Gene Ontology annotation, biological process: regulation of synaptic transmission, glutamatergic; G protein-coupled glutamate receptor signaling pathway. Gene Ontology annotation, molecular function: group II metabotropic glutamate receptor activity.